CUCGUCGGCUUCAGACGUCUCUUGCACUUUUCAGUGCCAAAAGGCCAAGAGAAGCAAUAACUGAGUUAUCUGAUAUAUAUAUAUUAAAGCCGAUCGCGAUUUCUAACAGUCAUUCAUUGAAGUGUCCACCAAAGAUCGGCACGUGCUAAGCUUUAUUGCUAGCCAUUAUAUAGAUAUACUAUACUAAACUAUUGCUGAGAAGGCAAAAUGGCCAAGAAGGAGGAAUCACAGUUGCCGCAGGCUGGUGAUUUCCAGGCUAAGGAAGGAUCAGUUCUUGAGGAGAGCACCACACGAAAGUACAGUUACUUUGAUCUGUUUAGAUACUCAACCACAUGUGAGCGCUGCCUGUUCGUAUUCAGUCUGCUGGUGGCCACCGGUGCGUCCAUCUUUAUACCCUACUUCAUGAUCAUCUAUGGAGAGUUCACAUCCCUGCUGGUGGAUAGAACAGUGGGAGUGGGAACAUCCUCACCCUCCUUUGCUCUGACAAUGUUUGGAGGCGGAAAGCAAUUAACAAAUGCCAGCGCCGAGGAGAACAAACAGGCCAUCAUCGAUGAUGCCACAGCCUUUGGAAUUGGCAGUCUUGUGGGAUCUGUGGCCAUGUUUCUGCUCAUCACUCUGGCCAUCGAUUUGGCCAACAGAAUAGCCCUUAACCAGAUCGAUCGCAUCAGGAAGCUCUUCCUGGAGGCCAUGCUGCGACAGGAUAUUGCCUGGUAUGACACCAGUUCGGGAUCCAAUUUCGCCAGCAAAAUGACAGAAGACUUGGACAAACUAAAAGAGGGCAUUGGCGAGAAGGUCGUAAUCGUGAUCUUCCUCAUCAUGACCUUUGUGAUUGGAAUCGUUUCGGCCUUUGUCUACGGCUGGAAGCUCACCUUGGUCGUCCUCAGUUGCGUACCCUUCAUCAUUGCUGCCACCAGUGUGGUGGCCAGACUCCAGGGAUCACUGGCCGAGAAGGAACUGAAGUCCUAUUCCGAUGCAGCCAAUGUGGCCGAGGAGGUGUUCAGUGGAAUUCGUACUGUAUUCGCUUUCAGUGGUCAGGAAAAGGAAAAUGCUCGCUUUGGAAAGUUGCUUAUUCCCGCAGAGAACACAGGACGCAAAAAGGGUCUCUAUUCGGGUAUGGGAAAUGCCCUCUCCUGGCUGAUCAUCUACCUAUGCAUGGCUUUGGCCAUCUGGUAUGGUGUUACUUUAAUCCUGGAUGAGCGUGAUCUACCUGAUAGGGUUUACACACCAGCCGUCUUGGUUAUUGUCCUGUUUGCCGUGAUCAUGGGUGCCCAGAAUCUCGGUUUCGCCUCGCCACAUGUGGAGGCUAUUGCUGUGGCCACGGCAGCUGGACAGACCUUGUUUAAUAUCAUCGAUCGCCCGUCGAAAGUGGACCCCAUGGACGAGAAGGGAAGCAGGCCGGAAAACACUGCUGGACACAUUCGUUUCGAGGGUAUUCAUUUCCGCUAUCCCGCUCGGCCAGAUGUGGAGAUCCUCAAGGGCCUCACCGUCGAUGUGCUUCCGGGUCAGACGGUGGCCUUCGUUGGAGCCUCUGGGUGUGGCAAGAGCACCCUCAUCCAGCUGAUGCAGCGGUUCUACGACCCCGAGGCGGGCAGCGUCAAACUGGACGGACGGGAUCUUCGAACACUGAAUGUGGGCUGGCUGCGUUCGCAGAUUGGAGUGGUGGGCCAGGAACCGGUUCUCUUCGCCACCACCAUUGGCGAGAAUAUCCGAUACGGAAGACCAUCGGCCACUCAGGCUGAUAUAGAGAAAGCGGCGCGUGCCGCCAACUGUCAUGAUUUCAUCAGUCGCCUGCCCAAAGGCUAUGCCACCCAGGUGGGUGAGAAGGGUGCUCAGAUCUCUGGUGGCCAGAAGCAGCGUAUUGCCAUUGCCAGGGCCUUGGUUCGACAGCCGCAAGUACUACUUCUGGACGAGGCAACCUCAGCAUUGGACCCCACCUCUGAGAAGCGUGUGCAAAGUGCUCUGGAACUGGCUAGCCAAGGACCAACAACCUUGGUUGUGGCCCAUCGUCUGUCCACUAUCACCAAUGCCGACAAGAUUGUGUUCCUAAAGGACGGUGUAGUAGCGGAACAGGGUACACACGAAGAGCUGAUGGAGCGCAAAGGUCUGUACUGCGAAUUGGUGAACAUCACUCAGCGUAAGGAGGCCACUGAGGAGGAUGAGGGAGCGGUGGUCGGGCGGCCACUACAGAAGUCGCAGAACCUGUCUGACGAGGAAACCGAUGAUGAUGAGGAGGAUGAAGAGGAGGACGAGGAGCCCGAGUUGCAGACUUCUGGCAGUUCCAGGGACAGCGGGUUUAGAGCCAGCACGCGACGUAAGCGUCGCUCGCAGCGUCGCAACAAGAAGAAGAAGCAAAAGGAAGUGGUGGCCAAGGUGUCCUUCAUGCAGCUAAUGAAACUGAACUCUCCCGAGUGGCGCUUGAUAGUGGUGGGUAGCAUUGCCUCCGUGAUGCAUGGAGCCACCUUCCCCCUUUGGGGUCUCUUCUUUGGAGACUUCUUCGGAAUCCUGUCGAAUGGCGACGAUGAUGUGGUGCGCUCCGAGGUCCUGAAAAUCUCUAUGAUCUUUGUUGGCAUUGGUUUGAUGGCCGGAUUGGGUAACAUGCUGCAGACCUAUAUGUUCACCGCGGCUGGUGUGAAGAUGACAACGCGUCUGAGGAAAAGGGCCUUUGCCACCAUCAUAGGUCAAGAUAUCGCUUAUUUCGAUGACGAACGAAACUCUGUGGGAGCAUUGUGCUCUCGUCUGGCCAGUGAUUGCUCAAAUGUUCAAGGGGCAACUGGAGCUCGUGUGGGCACCAUGCUUCAGGCCGUUGCCACUCUUGUAGUUGGAAUGGUCGUCGGAUUUGUCUUCUCCUGGCAACAGACACUUCUCACCCUGGUCACCCUUCCAUUGGUCUGUUUAUCUGUCUACCUAGAGGGUCGUUUUAUCAUGAAGAGUGCCCAGAAGGCCAAGACUUCCAUCGAGGAAGCUUCCCAAGUAGCCGUCGAAGCUAUUACCAAUAUCCGAACAGUCAAUGGUCUCUGCCUGGAGCGUCAGGUCUUGGAUCAGUAUGUCAUGCAAAUCGAUAAUGUGGAUGCUGCCUGCAGAAGAAAAGUUCGCUUCCGUGGCUUGGUUUUCGCUCUGGGACAGGCGGCUCCUUUCUUGGCCUACGGUAUCUCCAUGUAUUAUGGUGGUAUUUUGGUAGCGGAGGAUCGAAUGGAUUAUGAGGACAUCAUUAAGGUUGCUGAGGCACUGAUCUUUGGUUCCUGGAUGUUGGGACAGGCUUUAGCCUAUGCCCCGAAUGUAAACGAUGCUAUUCUGUCCGCCGGACGCCUGAUGGAUCUCUUCAAGCGCAACUCCACGCAGCCUAAUCCGCCACAGAGUCCCUACAACACAGUUGAGAAAUCCGAGGGAGACAUAGUGUACGAAAACGUUGGCUUCGAGUACCCAACGAGGAAGGGCACUCCCAUUCUGCAAGGACUAAACCUUACCAUCAAAAAGUCGACAACAGUGGCACUCGUAGGACCUUCCGGCUCCGGCAAAUCCACCUGCGUACAACUCCUUCUCCGUUACUACGAUCCCGUAUCAGGAUCCGUGAAUCUGAGUGGAGUUCCCAGCACGGACUUUCCGCUGGAUACACUGCGCUCCAAGCUGGGUCUGGUCUCCCAGGAACCUGUACUCUUCGACCGCACCAUUGCCGAGAACAUAGCUUAUGGCAACAACUUCCGAGACGAUGUGUCCAUGCAGGAAAUCAUUGAGGCGGCAAAGAAGUCCAAUAUCCACAACUUUAUUAGUGCUCUGCCGCAGGGAUACGACACUCCGUUGGGCAAGACAUCGCAGCUUUCGGGAGGUCAGAAGCAACGCAUCGCCAUCGCUAGAGCGCUGGUUAGGAACCCCAAGAUACUCAUCCUAGACGAAGCUACUUCUGCUCUGGAUUUGGAGAGUGAGAAGGUGGUGCAACAGGCCCUAGAUGAGGCACGAUCGGGCCGCACAUGUCUGACGAUUGCACAUCGUCUGACCACCGUGCGGAAUGCGGAUCUCAUCUGCGUGCUGAAACGCGGCGUGGUAGUGGAACAUGGCACCCACGACGAGCUGAUGGCUCUGAAUAAAAUCUAUGCCAAUCUCUACUUAAUGCAGCAGGUAGCUGGAUAGAGAUAGCGGAUUAGAGUGAUUAGUUUUAGGUUUUAAUUUAGUAUGUACACUAGGCUAAUAGAAAAUGUUGAAGUAUUACGAAAAAAUAGAAUAAAUAAGCCAAGUACUACA
This is a messenger RNA of Drosophila eugracilis, 4236 nucleotides long. It is a transcript of the gene Mdr49, whose product is annotated as multidrug resistance protein homolog 49. The coding region runs from base 208 to 4125 and encodes 1305 amino acids. Lineage: Eukaryota; Metazoa; Arthropoda; Insecta; Diptera; Drosophilidae. Gene Ontology annotation, cellular component: membrane. Gene Ontology annotation, biological process: transmembrane transport. Gene Ontology annotation, molecular function: ATP binding; ABC-type transporter activity; ATP hydrolysis activity. The transcript has 8 exons. The record is from RefSeq and is a predicted model, not a curated record.